This is a messenger RNA of Parastagonospora nodorum SN15, 1227 nucleotides long. RefSeq lists its product as hypothetical. NCBI's taxonomy places the organism in Eukaryota, Fungi, Ascomycota, Dothideomycetes, Pleosporales, Phaeosphaeriaceae. The coding region runs from base 1 to 1227 and encodes 408 amino acids. The transcript has 2 exons. The record is from RefSeq and is a predicted model, not a curated record.
AUGCGUGUUCAGAACCUCAUUCUUCUCGGCUUCCAGGGGCUGGCUUUGGGUAACCCUUUGCCUCAAGGCACUGGCAACGGUGCGGACUCUUGCCCUUCAGAUCCCUUGAACAAGGCUACUUGGACCAAAGCCGGAGUCGACGCAUUCCUUGUCGAAGCGGCCAAGAACUACACAAAAACAGAUGUAAACAAUAUUCAAUCACUCACAGACUCGUGGGGCGCGCCAAACUUCUUUUGUGGCAUUGACAAGUUCUGCAAUGCUGGCAACCCGUGCUUGCCCAUUACCUUGCCGGCCUGGUACGCGGCCCUUGCAAUUCAAAACUGGAACAACUACAUGAACAACCUCAACACUGCCGUUUCGUUCGCUUCGUCCAUCAUAUCCCUUAAGCUCGGCGAGAUCGUCGCAGACCUCAUGCCCGCCCCCGUCGACGACGCGACGCCCCAGAGAACCAUUUUUCAAAUCAUGACCGCGAUUAUCGGCGUCGUUCCCUUCGCCGGACCACUGGGCACUCUUCAAGGCACCGCCACCAACGGACUCGGUUUCCUCGUUGGACGUUCUAUUCCGCCAGUCGCAGGUGACAAGUUCCUCGCCUGGUCCAACGCUGCCAGCUCCAUGGCUGAAGUCGCCCGCGCCUUCCAGUCAGCCAUCAACACAGCCACGGAAAAAAUCAUCAACACGCCCGUCGAUGACCCCAACGACGGAAUCCUGAGCGUGAUCAAGGACGGCGCCUUCAUUGGCGUUGCGCAGAACUUCACCCAGGCUCAAAUGCAGGACCUUGUCAUCGAAAGCCUUACGCAAACUGCUAUUGGCAAGGCGCUGCAGGCGCAGAAAUACUUCAUCUUGCGCACAAGUAACAUCGACGACGGAAAGUGCAAGACCAACGAUCGGAAAAAUCAGAUGUGCACCCAGAACACCAACGAUAAGAAAUGGGUCUCCCGAACGCUGCUCAGGCGCGAGGGCGAUCGCACCACGGAUGGAGAGACGGCUGCCGGCGUGCUCAUGGACAAAUACAAGAUGAGCCAGGAGUAUUUCCUCAAGGGCCCGACCGACUGCUUCGACGGAAACAACAAGAAGCAGCUGCAGGACCCGAUUGAGCUCGUUGGAGCGCUGCCAUCCAACCCCACGGCUCCAUGUGUCUUCAACCUGAUCGUGUGCGAUGUCGAUGCCUGGGCGGACCCAUUCGGCCAGACGAGCAUCGCCGAGGCUUGCAAGAGCGUUAUCUCAUAA